CGAAACGUAUAUUUGAUUAAAAAAAACGCACGUAGCAAAUUAUCCAUGACAUCUUUCGAUAACUAAAUUCGACAGUCAUUGGGCCCAGGUAUCCAUCUCUUCCCAUAUCCACCAGCAUCAGCAUGCGUCGAGACUUUACGUCUUGGCGACGUUUGACUUGAGAACAAACGCACGCAGUUGCAUUUAAAUACAUCGCCUCGCCGGUAGAUUUCUCGAAUGAACUGAGAGUAGUAAACAUUGACGUCUCUUGAAUUAAUAUAUUGGCAGCACCUACGCCAAACCAGGAAAAUGGCUGUGAACGUUUACUCAACCUCAGUGUGCAGUGACAACUUGAGUCGUCAUGACAUGCUUGCCUGGAUCAACGAAUCGUUACAGAUCAACCUUACUAAGAUCGAGCUGUUAUGUUCAGGUGCGGCCUACUGCCAGUUCAUGGACAUGCUCUUCCCCGGCUGUGUGCCUUUGAAGAAAGUCAAAUUUGCUGCAAAACUAGAGCACGAAUUCAUUCACAACUAUAAGAUAUUGCAAGCUGGCUUCAAAAGAAUGGGUGUCGAAAAAAUCAUCCCUGUUGACAAGUUGAUAAAAAGCAAGUUCCAGGACAACUUUGAGUUUGUGCAGUGGUUCAAGAAGUUCUUUGAUGCCAACUAUGAUGGGAAAGAGUACGAUCCUGUGGAGGCUCGCCAGGGCCAAGACUCCAUGUCCAACCCCGCCAUGUCGGCCCUCAACAAGCCCAAGAAAAUCCUCAACGCUGCAUCCCAGCGAGCAGCAGUUGCCAAGGUAGCACCAAAAAUGGCGUCCAGCUUGGCGCGGAGACCAGGGGCUGGCGGAGGUGACGAGGAGCGGGCAGAACUCAUUCAGGAGGUAAAUAUACUGAAGUCCACCAUCCAGGACAUGGAGAAGGAGAGGGACUUUUAUUUCGGCAAACUGAGGAACAUUGAGCUCAUCUGCCAAGAAAAGGAAGGAGAGGGUGAUCCCACACUGCAGAGGAUCGUGGAUAUACUCUACGCCACAGAUGAGGGCUUUGUCAUACCGGACGCUGAGUCAGAGGACCAGGAGGAAUUCUAACGUUCAAGACUGGAUCAUGCAGCUUUUAAUACAACCCCUCAACCCACCAAACCCCUUCAAUCAGCUACAACAUCUCUAUCCUCUCCCUAUGUACAACACCCACUCCAGAAAAUGUAUCAUGUUAUGCGUUCGUGAUCUCUGAGUGGACUGUAUAUCAAAUGUUUGUUUUCUGUAAAAUCAAGUUGAAAUAAGUAAGUGUGUGUGAAGUACCUAUUUUGAAAGCCCUUCUCUGGGUCAUCCCAUUGGCCCGUAUCAGCAUCAUGUUAGAAGGCAGCCAUUCUUUAAAAACAAUUUUUUAAAUUAAAUUUUACUCUUUUUUUUUUUUUUUUUCCCCAAUUUCCUGGUAUCCAAUUGUUGUAGUAGCUACUAUCUUGUGUCAUCGCUACAACUCCCGUACAGGCUCGGGAGAGACUAAGGUUGAAAGUCAUGCGUCCUCCGAUACACAACCCAACCAAGCCGCACUGCUUCUUAACACAGUGCGCAUCCAACCCGGAAGCCAGCCGCACCAAUGCGCCGGAGGAAACACCGUGCACCUGGCCACCUUGGCUAGCGCACACUGCGCCCAGCCCGCCACAAGAGUCGCUGGUGCGCGAUGAGACAAGGACACCCCUACCGACCAAGCCCUCCCUAACCCGGGCGACGCUAGGCCAAUUGUGCGUUGCCCCACGGACCUCCCGGUCGCGGCUGGUUACGACAGAGCCUGGGCGCAAACCCAGGGACUCUGAUGGCACAGCUGGCGCUGCAGUACAGCGCCCUUAAGCACUGCGCCACCCGGGAGGCCCUGAAGGCAGCCAUUUUGGCUCUAUUUGGGUCCAGAAGAGUGAACUGUCUGUAAGAUGUCACUUUUUUUGUUUGCUUGUCUUUCCCCUCAAUUUCUGUGUUUGUUCCAGGAAUUGGCGUUACAAGUUCAUUGGAACCUGCAGUCACUUUUGUACAUAGUAUUUUUCUUAUUUUACCUGUUUUCUAAAUUAUCACUGUCUUUGCCACGUGUAGCAAUUGUUUUCUGGGUCUGAGCAAAUUCACUUUAGUGAUCGUGGGACAUUUUUGCUUUACUAACCAACUGUUCAUAUCUCUCAAACCUAGUUGAGUUAUCUACUUUCAUUUGGUCUCCUCCUGUUUGGACAUUAUUUUUUUUAAACGUUUGCAAUCCUUUUUAUUCUAGGAAAGUGGCAUUUUUUUCCUCAAAGAUUCAGGUCAACGUCUCUUAGUGUGGCUGCAAUUCUCGGGACAGCUCAUAACAACCUGACGAUAUAGUUACGAAGAAACAUGUUAAACUACAAGUUUAUGGUGUAAUAUUUUGUGUGUUUUGUCUCUUGGAUGUUGGAAGGCAUGUGCACUGUGGAUGCCAGAAACUCUCUGGUCCCAAGCAUAUCCCAAAUUAUCCACUGUUUUUGUUUUUUUGUAAUUUCUCUUGUCUAAAAUUGUUCAGUUGGCAGGGGAUGAAGUUUUAACUUGAUUUAGCACCUCUAGUGUCUGCAUCUUCUUAGGGAAUGCAAAAGGGGACUGAUGUUUUUCUAUGUUAAUUUAUUUUUUUUAACUCCUUUCUUGCAUUUUAAUCUCUCAUGAUUAUGUAGCCACUGCACCAUUGACAGGUUCUAGGCCCAAAAUGCUGAUGCACAAAUAGAACUGUCAUUCUCUGCACUGGAAGAUCAGAGAUUUAAAAAAACAAUUAAAAUAAAAAAGUUUCGUGAAUUACAAACAUUUGCCAAAAAGAGAGUACAAAGUCACAUAUGUAGGUUAUGAAAGGUAUUUAACAAUAAAUACCUUUGCCUUAUUCUUAUAUACCUUUCAUAACCUACAUAUGUGACUUUGUACUCUCUUUUUGGCAAAUGUUUGUAAUUCAAUUUAAAGAAUUGUCAUUUCAGAUCUUGUUUUCUUUCUGCUGCUCUGAAUGGACGUCUAGAGAAUCUGGCAAAUAGAUUCAGUCUUCCAGUUAAUACAAUGCUCUUACAGGCCAAUUUACAUGUGGAUAUCAUUGAUGGUUAAUUUGAAGUGUUCUGAACUUAUUGGUGUACUUAAUCUAACGCGUGCCACCCAUCUGUUGGCUGAAAUGACCUAUCUGAUUAAUUAGAAGUACAUAACUGACAAGUCCAAAGUCUUGCCUCCUUACAAGGCCUGUUAAAUAAUGUAUAAUAAAUUGAACAGUAAUGCCACAACAAUGUGAUCUAUAGCAUCCUUUGGUUGUGCUGAUAGCUGGGCAUCAGCUUUGCAUUGUCGUUUUUUUUAUGAAGGGGAUUUUCUGAUGCUGAAUAUGUAAUUAAUUGUCUUGAAGCCCAUGUGGGAGCUGCACAUAGAUUUGACCAUUGUAGUGUACUUUAGUUUUCUGGCACUAAAACGGGACUUUUCUGGGUAAUGAAGGAAGUUUGAAGGUCGUGCAUUUCGGAACGUUUUUGCAUGGUGAUGCCUGGCUGUAUUAUUUAUUUUUUUCAAUUACGUUUUGGUCCUCGUUACGUUCUUCAGGACCACAACCCUAAUUUAAUUUGUCUACUUUUUGGGAUUACCAUGUCCAAAACAGUGUUUCAAAAUGUAUUGGGAUAUGAAUGUGUAUGUUUUAACACACAGAAAUAAUCAUUGACUGUUAACCUUGAGUCAAGAAAUGUUGUUUUGAGUGAUCGUUUAAAAACAUAAUUGUCUUUUUUGAACUUGGCUUGUUUGACUAAACUAUCCUGGUGGCAGAUUUUUGUGGGUAUUUUGGUCUUAAACACGGGUCAUGUUCCAGCAGUCUACACCCAAUGGUUAUGUGCAACGUCAUCGACUGCGCAGUCUAUCAGUUUGCUAUAUAUGUGGGUUGCAGAUAUUAAACACUUAUCCAGGAGUUGAGAUUUGGCAGACAUCUAUAAUGUAGUCAGUCUGGAAGGUGGAAAUUGUUUUGGUGAAGUGCAUUUUAUAUACAAGGCAGAACCCCGCAAUGGCCUGUUUCAAUCUAACCUGGUGCCAAUCUUGACCUUUAACCAUUGAGUGUUAGCUAUUGUUUCCUGAUUGUAUAAUUUUCUAGAUAUUCUGAAUGAUUGGUGUGGUUAUUGGAAGGAGCCCUUGCAGCUCUUGUGUUUUUGGGGUGUGAAAGAUCAGUGGUGUCCAUCAGAUCUCCCCUGUGACAUCUGUGCUGACAUUCUGGUACACUGUGGGCCUUGUGUCAGCUUUUGCUCUUUUUAUUAUUAUUAUUAUUUUUUUCCGUCUGGGUUUUUUUUUUUUUGUGUGUUUUAUUUACAUUUAUUGAUUUAAUUUUUUUUUAUUUCAGCGGGAAAUGUGUUUAAUUCUUUCUGAUUUACUUAAAUCAUGUUAGCCGACAAGUUUCUUACAAACAAAACAGUAUUUCAAUUUUUUUCUUUUCUUCGUUUGGCUGUUCAUUUUUGUUGCUCUAAUAUGAUAUAUGGCAGAAAAGGUCUGUUAUUCGGGUUGACAAAACAAGCAGUUCUAGUACAGAAUUUGAAAUUCACAUUUCCAGGUCAACUUGCCAGAUUGGAAUUCCAUUGCUGUGACAUCAUAAAGAGUGUGCAUUAUUCUGGAA
Oncorhynchus keta (chum salmon) is the source of this 4570-nucleotide messenger RNA. Its product is annotated as microtubule-associated protein RP/EB family member 1-like. The record is from RefSeq and is a predicted model, not a curated record. The coding region runs from base 289 to 1062 and encodes 257 amino acids. Gene Ontology annotation, cellular component: microtubule plus-end; microtubule organizing center; spindle midzone. Gene Ontology annotation, biological process: protein localization to microtubule plus-end; spindle assembly; regulation of microtubule polymerization or depolymerization. Gene Ontology annotation, molecular function: microtubule plus-end binding. The transcript is spliced from 7 exons. Lineage: Eukaryota; Metazoa; Chordata; Actinopteri; Salmoniformes; Salmonidae.